CAGAAAGACCGACCAUAAAGCGUUAGAAGGGAAGAUUAGAAUAGACAGGAUCAAAAUAGAAAGCAACAACCUGCUGAAAUAUCAAAUUCAAAGUGAAAUAACCCCUGAGCUGCUGAAAUUACAGCCAUGAACAACUUGUUCCCAGUGGAAAAGAGCCUGGACAUCACUCCAGAGACUCGUCCUUUAACUCAGACUGGCUCCAUUCAAGUCUAUCUCCAACUAGCUGAACCAAAUCUAUUCGUACAAGGGUUUGAACCACAUGAAUAUCAAGAAAGGCCUCCAACAAUAUUAAGAGGUUCUUUAGUACUCAGAGUUUUAAAAUCUUCCAAAAUAAGAAACAUUACUCUAACGUUUAAAGGGAUCUCCAAAACUGAAUGGCCUGAAGGUAUCCCUCCCAAAAGACAAGAUUAUGUUGAGGAAAAUGACCUGCUCAAUCAUACUUGGCCUUUCUAUAACCAUGCAAAUGAUCAUAAUCAAAGUGGUGCUGAUAUAGUGAAAAAUUCAACCACGGCAACAAACAAUUCAAAUGAUAGUAAUAAUAUAAAUAACACUACCACUGAUCCUUCUCAACAUUUUGUUUUCCAUCCUGGUGAUUAUAUUUAUAAUUUUGAACAUGCAAUCCCAGCAUCCACUCCAGAAUCAAUAGAUGCAACUUUUGGUUCAGUUUCAUACAGUUUAAACGUCAUGAUUGAAAGAAUAGGUGCUUUUAAGUCAAAUAUUGCAACAACUUUACCGGUAAGGAUCAUUAGAGCCCAAUCUGAAGAAUCAGUCGAGGAUUCAGAACCAAUUGCUAUAAGUAGAGAUUGGGAAGAUCAAUUACAUUAUGAUAUUGUCAUUGCUACAAAGGCAAUCAUUUUGAAUGCUUAUAUACCAGUGGCUUUUAAAUUGGUACCUUUGGAUAAGAUUAAAUUGCAUAGAAUAAGAAUUUACCUAACUGAAAAUUUGGAAUAUUAUUGUCGGAAUAAAAAAGUUCAUAGAAUGGAACCUGUUAAAAAAUAUUUAUUACUGGAACAUAAGGCUCCACCUCCACCUGAUUUACCUCCUGAUGCUGAUGCAAAAGCCAAGAAAAUGGGCAAUUUAUUAACUUCUGAUGGUUAUGAUGUUACUGCUAAAGAAUUUGAAUUUCAAGUUUAUGUUCCUCAAAAAUUAAAUAAUCGUCAAAAUUUACAUCCAAAUACUUCUUAUGCAAAUAUAAAAGCUCAUCAUUGGAUCAAAAUUUGUCUAAGAUUAUCAAGAUUGAUUGAUGGGAAACCAAAACAUUAUGAAAUUAGUAUUGAUUCUCCAAUUCAUGUUUUACAUCCUUUAUGUUCUCAUGCAAACACGUUAUUACCUGCUUAUGCUUCAACUUUAGGAAACCGUUCAUUACCAAAUUUUGAAUCAACAUUAUCUGCAAAUGUUUAUAAACCUGAGAAUUUAGAUAUUGAAUUAACUUCUCCUCAAGCUCAACCUGUUUCUCCAAGUUUUUCCCCAUCAACAAGACCAAUUCAUUUGAUUAGAAGACCAAGUUUUGAACCACCUCCAUUCGAUGCAGAUAUUAGUCCUCCACCAAUGAGAGAUUUA
This is a messenger RNA of Hansenula anomala, 1560 nucleotides long. RefSeq names its product Aly1p (gene ALY1). The record is from RefSeq and is a predicted model, not a curated record. The annotation marks the transcript as partial. Gene Ontology annotation, molecular function: protein-macromolecule adaptor activity; ubiquitin protein ligase binding. Gene Ontology annotation, cellular component: cytosol; cytoplasm. The transcript is spliced from 3 exons. Gene Ontology annotation, biological process: ubiquitin-dependent endocytosis. Lineage: Eukaryota; Fungi; Ascomycota; Saccharomycetes; Phaffomycetales; Wickerhamomycetaceae.